GUGAACUCUCUAUCACUAGGACCUCGCCGCAUUUGGUAGUGCCGCUUCAGACGUACACGACUUGUUGGGACAUUGUUGUAAUAUAGUGAACCUAAUACUCGGAUUUUUUUUGGUUUUCAUAUAUUAAUCAUGUGUGAAUGGCUCUCGUGUGAAGAAUGGUGCGAUGUAUUUUUAAUGUGCGGUGGUCGGGUAUUCAGUGCUCACCGAGCAGUUCUGGCAAGUGUCAGCAAGUUUCUCAGGAAAAUCCUUCUUUCAUGUUCAGUAGAAGAUUCACCGACGUUUAUUGUUAUGCCCGAAUUCGAUUUUGAUACCAUGUCUUCCGUUCUUCAUUACAUCUAUAACGGUGAAGUAGCCAUCAGCAGACACCAAUUACAUACAUUUUUGGAUAUCAUGAACGCUUUACAAGUUUUCGUUGAUACUAGAGAUUUAAUGAAGCAUUUAAAAAAUAAUAAUUAUGUUUUUGUUGAGGAUGAUUAUACUUUCAAAAAAGAAAAUAUAACCAGCAAAGAUGAUGUCACCUUAAGGAAAGAAAUUCAGAAAAAAUCUAAUGUAAGGCGUCGGUUUGAUAAAGUAAAUUUAGACCGAAGUAAUAUAGAUUCAAAUUUUUAUAAGACCAAAGAAAUCCGGCUCGGAUAUCUGAAAUCUCUCGAAGACCGACAAAGCCAGCCAUUUUCUCGUGAUUUAUUUAUUGAGACAUAUAGUCUGAACCGUAAUGGUAACGGUGUUACAGAGGGCGUGCUCGCAAUAUCAAGUGAACGCUAUCGUGAAAAAGGAUCGCUUCUCGAGAAGAAUUCUAAUACAGAGCAUCACAAGGAAGUGGCGACAGAAACAACUUUUGACAUAGGUUCUAGGGAUAAUUUUAACUUUUUAUGUAACACAAAACGUUUUGAAAUUACAAGUAAGGAAAAUAUUGAAAGUUUUGUUGGUAUGUACUUAGGGCACAAAACUAAUGUGGAAGUUGAGAAGAUUCCUGAAAAUAAUUACCUCAGUGACAUUCAAGGCGAAGAGAUACCAAGAAAAACUGUCGAUCAAGAACAUACUUCUAUAAAUUGUAAUAUUAUUUCUAGGCAUAGUUUAAAUUUAGAUACAAAAAAUAUUCAAAAUGCGGUAUCUAGGGAGUCGGAAGUAAAUAGUGAAUUUAAUAAAAGCAAAGAAGCUGUUAGUAAAGUGACCAUACUUAAUGAGGUAUUACAGAGCCCUUGGAGACCUCGGCUGUCGCUUACUUUUACUCCUUAUGCUAAGAAAUGUUUGGACUGGAAGCUAGAUAAAGACAAAACCAUACAGUCAAAACAAAACGGCGUUUCGAUUAAUGAUAAAAACAACAAUAAUAAUGAAUCUACCAAGAUCGAGAACAAUAAUAAUGAGGCCACGAGCAAUAUAAAAGAAAUGAAACCGAGUGUUUCAAAAGACGUAACAGCCGACAACAAAGACGAACAUUUGACUGGAUCUAAAUCAACUCGCUACACCUGUACUGAAUGUCAUAAAACAUUUUCACAAUUACGUAAUUAUAAAUAUCAUAUGUCAGUGCAUCGUGGUACCAAGGAGUUCGCCACAACGUGUCCAGUUUGCGGGAAAUUUUUCAAUGAUAAAGGAUAUCUCAGUAGCCAUAUGAAAAUACAUAAAAACCGUAAGGAAUAUAAGUGCAACAUGUGUCCAAAAUCGUUUAAUCAACGAGUUGCUUACAACAUGCACGUUCGUAUACAUACAGGCGUCAAACCUCACGUAUGCGAUGAAUGUGGUAAAGCGUUCUCACGCAAGAUGUUACUGAAGCAGCAUCAACGGACCCAUAGCGGGGAGCGACCGUACGCUUGUCAGCAUUGUAACAAGAGAUUUGCUGAUAGAUCUAAUAUGACCCUGCACUUAAGAUUACAUACAGGAGUAAAGCCGUUCGCUUGUACACUAUGCCCGAAAUCAUUUACCAAGAAGCAUCACCUAAAGUCUCACCUCAACUUCCACACUGGCGACAAACCAUACACUUGCCCACGCUGCAAACUGGCUUUCACACAGUCAUCCAACAUGAGAACGCAUAUGAAGAAAUGUGACGUUCAUAAAGAUUAAAUCUUUUAUAAUACUACUUGAUUUUAACAAAAGAGGUCUCAUCAUCAAUCUCUUUGGUGUCUUUUUUUUUUUAUUUAUUUAUUAUCUAUUUUAUAAUAUUUUUCUUUCUAUUAUUUAGUUUCAUUGUAAUAACUUAUGAGGUUUAUAUUGUAUGAAUGUAUAAUAAAGUAAAGGUUUGAGAAUAAAACCACAAUUAUAUUUAACUCCUGUUUUAAUCGGUUUGGUGUAAAUGAUAUUAUCAGGUGUACAAAAUUACAGGCCAUUACAGUGAGUAUUUAUUUUCUGGCGUAUUAAAUAAUUAUAAUAAUUUUUUCGUCGUCACAAAGCGUACAAUCCUUUGUGUUUAGCAGAGAUUAUCAAAUACAGUGAUAUAUUGCUUACUUGGCCAUAUGCUAGGUAUUGUACUUAUAAUUUAAGAACAAACUAUUCUUAGGUUUUAGGUACAACUUUAUACAAGAUUGUUACAAAGUUUACGUUCGUAUAAUGACUGAUUAUUAUUAUAAUUAUAAUAUUAAACUGAUAUUGAAACAGAGCUGUAUAUUUACAAAGUUAUAAUGAAGUUGGUGGAACGCCAUGAUGCAUCGAAAAUCUAACUUUAUCCCUCCUUUCACAGAAGAAUAGUUAUACAAGUAUGGUAUGUAUAUAUUUUUGAGCGUUUCGUUCUACGUUAUUUAGUUCUGAUAUGGAGUUGUGCGCUAAUAUUCUUAUAUAAAUAUCCUUC
Messenger RNA from Danaus plexippus (monarch butterfly), 2779 nucleotides. Its product is annotated as zinc finger protein 3-like. Gene Ontology annotation, molecular function: protein binding. NCBI's taxonomy places the organism in Eukaryota, Metazoa, Arthropoda, Insecta, Lepidoptera, Nymphalidae. The coding region runs from base 130 to 2058 and encodes 642 amino acids. Gene Ontology annotation, cellular component: nucleus. The transcript has 8 exons. The record is from RefSeq and is a predicted model, not a curated record.